AUGACUGAUAGUAAUAAGAAACGUGACAUAUUGAUAUCAAAGGCAUUAUCAUAUUUAUUAAGACAUGGCGCCAUAAAAGAACAAUUAAACAUUGGAACUGAUGGAUAUGUUUUACUAAAUGAGCUUUUACAACAUAAUAGAUUAAAAAGCCAUAAAGCCACAAAACAGGAUAUUAUCAGAAUCGUAGCCACAAAUGACAAGCAAAGGUUUCAAUUGGAACGACUUGAGAAUGACGACGGUAUUUUAUUAGAGGAAUACAAGAUUAGGGCCACACAGGGUCAUUCGAUAAAGAGCAUAGAGAACGAUAAAAUUUUGGUUAAAAUAAAUGAUUAUCCGUACGACAGUUUGAUCCAUGGGACUUCCUUAAAGAAUAUUAUUUUAAUAUUGAAAUCUUGUUAUGGGUUAAGCAGAAUGAAUCGGAACCAUAUCCACUUAAGCCCAGGGAUUAUAGGAAAAGAUAAGUAUGUUAUAAGCGGUAUGAGAUAUAAUACUGAAAUUUUCAUAUACUUAAAUUUCCAUAGAAUGAUGAAAGAUGGUGGUAUUACCAUAUAUAGGAGUGUUAAUAACGUGUUUCUAGUUGAAGAUAACAUACCGAUUGAUUAUUUUGAAAAGAUUGUGUAUAUGGUUAAUAAAGAAAGCAAUACUGGACCACAAGGCGGAGUGGUGGAGAAGAAACAGCAAGAGUUAAUCCAACUUUGCAAAGAACAUGGUAUUAAAUUAUUGGUUGUGGAUAAUUCGUUUGUGCCUGUUAUACCCGAUAGCGGACAUUGA
Messenger RNA from Saccharomycodes ludwigii, 771 nucleotides. It is a transcript of the gene TPT1, whose product is annotated as tRNA 2'-phosphotransferase. The transcript has a single exon. Gene Ontology annotation, molecular function: tRNA 2'-phosphotransferase activity. The coding region runs from base 1 to 771 and encodes 256 amino acids. Gene Ontology annotation, biological process: tRNA splicing, via endonucleolytic cleavage and ligation. NCBI's taxonomy places the organism in Eukaryota, Fungi, Ascomycota, Saccharomycetes, Saccharomycodales, Saccharomycodaceae. The record is from RefSeq and is a predicted model, not a curated record.